Tremella mesenterica DSM 1558 is the source of this 621-nucleotide messenger RNA. RefSeq lists its product as uncharacterized. The record is from RefSeq and is a predicted model, not a curated record. NCBI's taxonomy places the organism in Eukaryota, Fungi, Basidiomycota, Tremellomycetes, Tremellales, Tremellaceae. The coding region runs from base 1 to 621 and encodes 206 amino acids. The transcript has a single exon.
AUGUCUCAUUCUACAAUCCAACCUCCAAUCACACCCGAUCAAUACACCGAAGGUGAUCCUUUCCAUACAAUCUUACCUAUCACCAAAAGAAUCACUGAUUUCAUGUAUGAAUGCGAAAAGAAACCCAACUGGGAAGAAAUACAAAUCAUGAAUACUCCAGAUGGUAUUUGGUACCAAGAAUACAUUUCGAAUGAGAAUAAUUCUAGAAGAAUUUUCGAAGGGAAAACACCUGAUCGAUGGGGUGAAAGUAUCGUUAUGAUGCAUGAAUUAAGUGUGACAUCCGACUCUCUACAAAAUCAAGAUGAAGAAACAAUCCUGACAAUCAGGAAACCUAUAUCUCUAAUGGAACAUACGGUUGGUAAUACUAUAAUCAGAAGAACCACUACAUGUUCUUGGGAUGAAAAUAAUGAUCAUACUUAUUUACGAUUAGAAGAUUGUAACUUUUUUGAAGUUGAUAUUCUUGAAACUUCUAAACUUGGUGCAAAAUUCGAUUUGAAAUCCUUACAUACUGGUGUGAUCAGAGAAGAAAAUACUAUUUAUCAAUAUAAAAUACCUGCCAAAAAUUAUUAUCCUCAUGGAGGUUGGAGUAUUUACUGGUCAUUAUUCCCGCCAAGCGAUUGA